CGCGCCGGCGGACGCCUGGGACUCCGGGCGGCGCCGCGCCCUUCCCCGCUCCCCCGCCGGGUCCGAGGGAGCCUGAAUCCUUCCCGCGCCGCCCCUUGAACCGCGCCACCUUCCUCCGGUUACCGCCGGCCGCGGUCUUCGGCGGCUCGAUGCUUCAGGCGCCGCGGGAGAGGCAGCAGCCGGCUGGGGCGAGCGGCGACGAGCGAGCCGAGAGCAGCGGGCCUCCGGCCCCGGAGCCCGGCACGACUCUGCGGUCUUCGCGCCGGGGCCUCGGCGGCACUUACAAGUGAAGAAGCAGCACGACCUUUUGCCUUGGAUAAUUUCUAGUGCAGAGGCUCCGACAAUUUAGCAGCGGCCUUCUGGGCCUCCGGCACCCUUACCACAUUCUACAUCCUCAGGGGACAGAGGGCCUUUGGGAACAGACCCCUAAAAGAGUAGGUGGGCCAGCCAUGAGAGGGUACCUUGUGGCCAUCUUCCUGAGUGCUGUCUUCCUCUAUUAUGUGCUGCAUUGUAUAUUGUGGGGAACAAAUGCCUAUGGGGUGCCACCUGUGGAAAUGAAGAGGAGAAAUAAGAUCCAGCCUUGUUUAUCAAAGCCAGCUUUUGCCUCUCUCCUGAGGUUUCAUCAGUUUCACCCUUUUCUGUGUGCAGCUGAUUUUAAAAAUACUGCUUCCUUGUAUGGUAGCGAUAAGUUUGAUUUGCCCUAUGGGAUAAGAACAUCAGCCGAAUACUUUCGACUUGCUCUUUCAAAACUGCAGAGUUGUGAUCUCUUUGAUGAGUUUGACAAUGUGCCAUGUAAAAAAUGUGUGGUGGUUGGUAAUGGAGGAGUUUUGAAGAAUAAGACGUUAGGAGAAAAAAUUGACUCCUAUGAUGUAAUAAUAAGAAUGAAUAAUGGUCCUGUUUUAGGACAUGAAGAGGAAGUUGGGAGAAGGACUACCUUCCGACUUUUUUAUCCAGAAUCUGUUUUUUCAGAUCCCAAUCACAAUGAUCCUAAUACUACGGUGAUUCUCACUGCUUUUAAGCCGCUUGAUUUAAAGUGGCUGUGGGAAUUGUUGACAGGUGGCAAAAUAAAUACUAAUGGUUUUUGGAAGAAACCAGCAUUAAAUCUGAUCUAUAAACCUUAUCAAAUCAGAAUAUUAGAUCCUUUCAUUAUCAGAACAGCAGCUUAUGAACUGCUUCAUUUCCCGAAAGUGUUUCCCAAAAAUCAGAAACCCAAACACCCAACAACAGGAAUUAUUGCCAUUACAUUGGCAUUUCACAUAUGUCAUGAAGUUCACCUUGCUGGUUUUAAGUACAACUUUUCUGACCUCAAGAGUCCUUUGCACUACUUUGGGAAUGCCACCAUGUCUUUGAUGAAUAAGAAUGCGUAUCACAAUGUGACUGCAGAGCAGCUCUUUUUGAAGGACAUUAUAGAAAAAAACUUUGUAAUCGACUUGACUCAAGAUUGACCCUACAGACUCAGAAGAUGAUGCUAACAGUAUUAGUUUUAUUUUUACACUGCAAUUUUUUAGUUUAUUUUUAAAUAUGUUGGAUGUACUUGUCAAGAAAUUAUGUAUAUUAAGUCUGUUGCUGCCUGGUGCUUCAUAACCACCAGCUUAAUUUCUGUGAAUAUAUUUAAUUUAUGGAAACCAAGACAUGCUAAGAUAUCAGGGAGAGUGAAUUUUUCAUUGCAUUGUUUUAAAAAUAAGCUAGUUUUCUGAUGUGUUUUUAAAGUAUCUUUUUAUAGUUACUUCAUCUUAGACUUUUGAAGGGAUGUGACUUGCUAAUAAGUAAGGGGAUUUAGUUUACCACAGCAGAUUUUGAAUGUAACGUGACAUUUUGAGAGGCUUAUCUGGCUCCUGUAAAUUGGUGGGGAGCUGGCAUGUGGCGGUGCCUUGAAUGCGGCAUACUGGAACCACUUCAGGCCUCUGUAUCUCUCUCUCUGGAUGAUUGUUUGGUUCCUUUUUGUUCUACCUGAGCAACCUGACUGGAAUCUUAAACCAGACCCUAAGCGUGGAUGAUUGAUUAGGGAAAUCUAAGAUCAUACUGGCUUAAUUAAGCAUUUUUUUCCUACAGUUGUUAAACCAUGAUUAUGAUGAGUAGUUUGGUAGAAUGAAGAUGUUUUUUAAGUCGACAGAAAUAGGAUAAAUAUGAAACUCUGGAUAAGUAAAUAACCAAAGAAAGAAUGCAAUUCCUAAAGUCUGGUGACUGCAUUAUUUUAAAGAAAUAAAGUUUAUACAAAGAAGCUGAACUAGGCAAGCUCAAGAAGGAGAACAUUCUUUAAACGUUUUUUGCCUGGCUUAAUUUAUUCAUUAAAAUUUCGAAGUUUAUUGGAAGUAAAUUAGGAAAGACAAGACAUGAAUGAGUAAACCUUUAAGAAGAGUCUAGCUUUUUCUGGAUUUAAAUGGCAUUUUCAUGAAAAACCAAUUGUCCACAUGAUUCAAUCGCAUCUUCAAAUGGAAAGAAGCUUACCUGGGGUGCACCAGAGAAGAGUGUUGUGGGAUGCAAACAAACAAGCCAGUUGGACAAAAGUGGUGAGCUAGUCGUCUCCCUUUUCAUUUUAAUGUCUGUCUGACUGUAACCAAAGGCUAUGGGGAGGGAGGGGGACAAAGGGUGAAGAGAACAGUGGAGGUUAUAAGGCUGGAAUCAAAAGCUGUCAGAAGAGGUAGGAGUGGAAGGAACUGGCAUCUUUUGAACAAUAAUUAUCACUGGGAGACAGUGGUAAUUAUCACUGACAGACAACUAGCCUGCAUCUCUAAAGAGAGUGUAUAAAUAAAUAUUAGAUCAGAAACAGAAAUAAGUGACUGACUGACUGACAUACUUGCAAGUGGUGUAAAAGGGGACAAAACUAUUAGCUGAUUUAACCCAGACCUAGACAAUAAAUAUGGACUCUGUUCUGUUAA
This is a messenger RNA of Balaenoptera musculus (blue whale), 2879 nucleotides long. RefSeq names its product ST3 beta-galactoside alpha-2,3-sialyltransferase 6 (gene ST3GAL6). The coding region runs from base 450 to 1445 and encodes 331 amino acids. NCBI's taxonomy places the organism in Eukaryota, Metazoa, Chordata, Mammalia, Artiodactyla, Balaenopteridae. Gene Ontology annotation, biological process: glycolipid biosynthetic process. The record is from RefSeq and is a predicted model, not a curated record. The transcript is spliced from 11 exons. Gene Ontology annotation, molecular function: beta-galactoside alpha-2,3-sialyltransferase activity.